GUACGUUAUUUUGGACACACCUGGUCAAAUUGAAGUAUUCACUUGGUCAGCAUCUGGAAGUAUUAUCACAGAGGCUCUUGCGUCUUCAUUUCCUACAGUGGUUGUGUACAUAAUGGACAUUUCACGCAGUGUCAGUCCCGUCACAUUUAUGUCCAACAUGCUCUACGCCUGCAGUAUCCUCUACAAGACUAAGUUGCCAUUUAUUGUUGUGAUGAACAAAACAGAUAUUGUGAGCCAUGAAUUUGCAGUGGAAUGGAUGACUGACUUUGAGACUUUUGAAGAAGCCUUACAGAAUGAAACUUCAUACGUUUCAAACUUGACAAGGUCUAUGAGUUUAGUCUUGGAUGAAUUUUACACUAACCUUAAGGUAAAUCAGAGUUUACUUCUUCAAUGUACAUCUUCGUCAUUAUCAUCAUAUGACCUUUUUUUCCCAUGUUAGCAUGGGUUGCAUGGU
Messenger RNA from Octopus bimaculoides (California two-spot octopus), 454 nucleotides. RefSeq names its product GPN-loop GTPase 1-like. NCBI's taxonomy places the organism in Eukaryota, Metazoa, Mollusca, Cephalopoda, Octopoda, Octopodidae. Gene Ontology annotation, molecular function: GTPase activity. The record is from RefSeq and is a predicted model, not a curated record.